This is a messenger RNA of Colias croceus (clouded yellow), 726 nucleotides long. RefSeq lists its product as uncharacterized. Lineage: Eukaryota; Metazoa; Arthropoda; Insecta; Lepidoptera; Pieridae. The transcript has a single exon. The record is from RefSeq and is a predicted model, not a curated record. The coding region runs from base 1 to 726 and encodes 241 amino acids.
AUGGAUAAUAUGGAGACAUUCUUUGAACGCAUGAAGAUAGAAAUGACUAAACAGACUGAAGACAUAAUUUCGAGAAUGGAUGAAAAGUUAGCCCCACUAUCACGCGAAGUCGAAGAUUUAAAGUUAGAAAACCGAGAACUGAAGAAAAAAAUUACUAUGUUAGAAAAAAACCGAAGACAUAACAAUUUAAUUUUAUAUGGACUAGAAGAAUCUGAAGAAUCUACUAUGGAACUUUUGCAAGCGACAACAAAAAAAAUUAGCACUGAUUUAAAGAUUUCUUUGGAUAUUAAAGACAUUAAUGAAAUACGUCGAAUUGGUAAAAAAUUUAACGGCAACGAUAGGGCCAGACCAGUACUUAUAUCAUUUCUCAAUUGUUGGAAAAAAGGAGAAAUAUUAAAAAAUAAGAAGAAAUUUAAAAACGCCUAUGUCUCUGAAGACUAUCCUAAGGAAGUUCAAAUUAAAAGAAAAGAAUUAAGAGAGAAAAUGCUAGAAGAAAGAAAGAAGGGGAAUUUUGCGGUGCUAGACUACGACAAAUUAGUUAUAAAAGAAAAACCACUAAAUAACGAGAAACGUAAACGAGACUUAUCAAUAACACCUGAAACUUCGCAGCAACCACGGAAACAACAUGCACCCUCUAAAAACUGCAGAGCAAACGCCUUUGAUUUGAUGAGAGGUAGAAGCAGCUCUCUCUCCUCCAUAAACAAAUCUAACGAUCAGAGACAAUGA